Messenger RNA from Puntigrus tetrazona (Sumatra barb), 2057 nucleotides. RefSeq lists its product as uncharacterized. The coding region runs from base 301 to 1104 and encodes 267 amino acids. The record is from RefSeq and is a predicted model, not a curated record. NCBI's taxonomy places the organism in Eukaryota, Metazoa, Chordata, Actinopteri, Cypriniformes, Cyprinidae. The transcript has a single exon.
CAAAAAACUGGAUAGGUUUUUGUUCGGUUGUUUAUUUUAAUGUAAUGUCAUGAAUCAGAUUGUAAGCCUGGCAAGAAAAGAAAGUUCGGUAGUUUGUGUUUCUUUUAUAUAAUACUCAGAUACACAUGACUGACAUCAACCUAUUGAAACGAAGAAGCAAUAAAAGUCUCCAGUAAGCUAGCAAGUGCACAUGUGUGAUGGGUUUCUUCUCGCAAACACGGCGACGAUGAGCAGCUGCGCGACAGAUCCGCGCAUGCGCAGCGCGCUCUCACUGCAGGCAGCGCGUCGCGCCGCGUUCAGAUGAUCGCACCGCGCGGAACGACGCUCGCGAUGGAGGCCGAGCGCGAGCGGCAGGAGCUGGUGUCGUUCCUGUUCUACCAGGCGGUGCGGGACCUGAAGCCCGUCUGGAUGCUGGAGGAGAUGCGCACCAUGGAGCGCUGCCGCUGGGAGGAGGACGCCCCGCGCCGCGUCUACAGCCCCUCCGACGCGCUGCUCUACGCGAUCGUGCACGACCACCGCGAGUACGCGCGGCACCUGCUCAGCUGCUUCGCGGACGAGGCGCUGGCCACACCGGGGGCGCGCUUCUGCUGCCGCGCGUCCUCCGCGCCGCACCUCGCCAUGGCCGUGCGCUACGACCGACGGGACAUCCUGGCGCUCAUCCUGCAGGCGACGCGCCGCGAGCAGCGCCCGCGCCUGGACACGCCGCUGCGGCUGGCCUGCGAGCUGCUGCGCGCCGACGCCCUGCUGCUGCUGCUCGGAAGCGGCGCGUCGCCGCGGGCCGCGGACCCCAGCGGCACGACGCCCCUCGACCUCGUGCUGCGGCAGUUGCGAGACUCCGGCGCGAGCGUGGCGGCGCGGAGCUGCCUCGAGAAGCUGCUGCUGUUCCUGCCGCAGCCGCGUUUCGCGAUGAAAAGCUCGCUGCUGGAGGAGCCGCGGCGCUGGGCCGCGCUGCUGGGCGAGGACACGCUCCGCUACCUGACGGGACGCGCGCCCGCGCCGCUCCUGCUCUGCGCGAUGCGAGCGAUCCUGGCGCGGCUGCCGCCGGAGCGCUUCCCCGGGAGCCUGGACACUCUGCCCAUCCCCGCCGCGCUCAAACCCCGCUAGAGCCGGAGAGGACCGCGUCCAGCGCGCACACGCCUCGCGAGCUCCCGCUGACCGAACGGGUUUAAAGACGGUCUACACGGCGUUUCCGGUGCAAAGACUCUGCGGCUGUGUGAGGAGGAGUGUGCUUUAAGUGAAAGAGCAUAGAAAGUACAUCCACACCAACACAGAGCUUGUGAUGGGUUCACUGGGUUUAACGGAACAUGCAGAAGCACUUGAAAUGUUUUAAUGGUAAAACCAUUAGAAGUCCUGUGAUGGUGUGUUUAUUGUUUUUAGCAGGGCCUGUGUGUGUGUGUGUGUGUGUGUGUGUGUGUGUGUGUGUGUGUUUGGCAUUUAGCAUGCACUGGAUGAAGAUUAGCAUUAUGGUCAAGCAAUAUUGUCUUCCUGUCUGUUGACUUCUUGUCCUCCUUGUCUUGUACAGAACGCGUGAUAUUCAUCUCAGUCCUCUUGAUUUUAAACUUUUAUACCUGAGAUAUGCAAACGGUGUGUGUGUGUGUGUGUGUGUGUGUGUGUGUGUGUGUGUGUGUGUGUGUGUGUGUGUGUGUGUGUGUGUGUGUGAAAGAGCAGCGGAGUGGACUCGAGCACUUCUGAUCAGGUCUGGUCUGGUCUGGAUCUUCUGUGUGGAGCUCUUACUCUCAUCCUCAGGUGUGUGGAGCAGUGGCGGAUUUUUAUGAUUAAAAUGUUUUUUUCAAACCUCUAAAUGAUACAAAAAAACAGUAAUUUCUGAGAAAGCUGCAGUCAAAUGCUUGUAUAUUUAUUUAAUGUAUUUGCUGUUUCAUAUUUGCUUGAGACAAUAUUAAGGGACAGUGCACCUUUCUACAGGAAUAUCUUCAGAUCAACAGAAAGAAAUGACAUUUGUUUCUUAUGACGAUAUUAAUAUUGUUUUGGCAUCAUUUUAAGUGGUUGGGAAGUAAACCCUGCUGCGGACUACUUGGAUUAAAAACAUCAUUAAAUCA